Drosophila serrata is the source of this 399-nucleotide messenger RNA. It is a transcript of the gene Obp57d, whose product is annotated as Odorant-binding protein 57d. Gene Ontology annotation, molecular function: odorant binding. The record is from RefSeq and is a predicted model, not a curated record. Lineage: Eukaryota; Metazoa; Arthropoda; Insecta; Diptera; Drosophilidae.
AUGUCUGUAGAACGUGUCCCAAAUAUUUUCUGGAUACUUUUCCUUUUUGUAGUUAUAAAACCUGCAUUUGGAGGUUUUUAUCCCUGUGGAGAUAAAAAUGGAAUAAACCCUGAAGAAGCCAAUGCCGUGAUGGAGGAUUGGCCCAGAAAUCUGCAAGUGGCUAGCGUUAAUAAAACCCACAAGUGCUAUGUGUCUUGCAUUCUCUGGUACUAUGGAUUUAUAGAUUCUUUGGGAAAUGUUCGCCUGGAUAAAUACUUCGAUCUGGGGAUUAUAGAUGAGUAUGCAUUUGCACCGACUCUCAACUAUUGUAACUACCAGUAUAGAAAUGAGACCGAUUUAUGUGAGCGUACUUUUGGUGUGUUUCAUUGUUUUAGACUCGAGAAAUUAAGGACAAUUUAA